AUGAGGCCGUUGUCGUUGAAAGGUCACGAUCGUGCUCUCACGCGUGUGCGCUUCAAUCGUGAAGGAGAUCUACUUAUAACUGCAGCCAAAAACAAACAGCCAUGCUUGUGGUACACAGAGAAUGGCGAACGUAUUGAAGUAGCGUUGCGCAACGACGGCGCACAGAAAGAUAAAUUUACUCCUCUCUACUCGCUAAGGAUGGUUGACUUACGACUUAUCAUGGAACCUUGGGUACAGAUUCCUAGUGUGUCGGCAGUGCUCGGAAUGCUGUUUGCAAAGAUUAUCAUCAAUCUACCUGAUUCUCACAAACGAGUUAUGAGCGGGCAAAGACACUUAAACGAGUUAUGA
This is a messenger RNA of Cooperia oncophora, 348 nucleotides long. The record is from the annotation of a GenBank genome assembly. NCBI's taxonomy places the organism in Eukaryota, Metazoa, Nematoda, Chromadorea, Rhabditida, Trichostrongylidae.